AUGGACGACUAUUUAUUUCGGCAAUAUGUCAAUGAGUGCCGUGUGGUGCAAGAGGAGACGAAAUAUGUGGAAAUCUUUAACUACUCGGACCCUUUUCACAAUUCAUGUGAAGAGCAUCCUCUAACGCCGGAUGAAUUUGAAAAUUUUCUUUUCCAACGGGGGGCCUUUACGCCGCCAAAUUUACGGCCCGGAACGACGCUUUUAAGUGGUAUGCGACUAAUCGUCCAAACCGAUGCCAAGGACAAAGACACCUUUAUGCCCAAGGUCCUGUCCCUCCCCAAGGAUGCCUAUGAGCAAAUGGUCCGGGUUCUCCGCCUGCCCUUUCGCGGGAUAGAAACCACGUCCGUCGUGGGCCCGUUCUUCUGGACUUCAUACGAUCAUGACGACGCUGAUCCCCAUCUUCACAUCCUGCAUCGCAAGUCCGACGUGCGCAAAAAGGGCCGAACGCGCGGCUGGGAGAUGAUGCUGUCGCACCGCUUCGCCACGGGCGUCACGUCGGGCUUCGUCAAGGGCACGCCGUCGUCCGACGUCGUCGCCGCGCUCAAGCACGUGCGGGCGUGCGCCGCGCAGGUCGGCCACCCGUUGCUGCUGCCGACCAUUAUCCUCGCGCACGACCUCUCGCCCGCCAACGACCAGAAGCAGCGCGACGCGCGCGACUGGCUGCGGCACCUCGAGCAGGCCGUCAGCAUGCGCGACGAGGUCGAGGUCGAGGCGCAGUACUUUCAGAACGGCCGCCUCGAGGUCGACGGCCUGAACAGGGACCUGGUCGAGUGCCACUCCAACGUGCUCUGGAAGCGGCCCCAGGCGUACAUGGCGCUGACGCUCGAGAUGGAAAAGGCAAUGGCCAUGUUCAAGGACAUGCACGGGGCGACGAGGAGGGACAAGGAGGGGCCGCAGGGGGGCGAGGCGGCGGUGGCGAGGGAGAAGCAGAGAAGGGAGCUGGACAGACUGCAUCGGUCCAUGCUCGCCCGCAUGGACUUUUACAAGGUCAAGCUUACGGGGCUGGAGAAUUAUAUCCAUACGACCCUGCAGCGGCUCAAGGUGCAGAGAGAAGCGCUUUACAACAUCAUGUCGCAGCGAGAGGCCCGUCUCAAUCUUGAAAUCGCCGGAGAGCAGCGCCGCAUCGCCCACGCCAGCAAGCGCGACAGCACCGCCAUGAAGACGAUUUCCCUGCUCGGCACGCUCUUUCUCCCGGGCACCUUUCUCGCGUCUGUAUUCAGCAUGACGUUUUUCAACUUUCAAUCCUCCGCCGACCCGGUCAUAUCGGACAAGCUCUGGGUCUACUUUCUCCUCACCAUCCCCAUCACGGCCGCCAUCGUGGGCAUCUGGAUCUGGUACGACAAGCACAAGGAGGCGCAGUACGCGCGCGACGACGAGGACCUCGAAAAGGACAUUGUCAAGAUGGAGCACGACGUGAUGCUGAACAUACGCAAGAAGACGAUAAGCACGCGCCAUACCUGGAACUCGAUUAGUCCCCCGCCGCGGUGA
Akanthomyces muscarius is the source of this 1488-nucleotide messenger RNA. RefSeq lists its product as uncharacterized. The transcript has 7 exons. The record is from RefSeq and is a predicted model, not a curated record. Lineage: Eukaryota; Fungi; Ascomycota; Sordariomycetes; Hypocreales; Cordycipitaceae. Bases 1 to 1488 code for a protein of 495 amino acids.